UGCUUCGGGUUUUUCGUUUCGUGUCUGCAAGUACUGGUGAACGAAGUUUACUCGUUAAUUGACAAAUGUAAUAUAAUAUUAUAAAGUCAGUGGGGAACUCAUUGUUUAUUUCGUUCUGCGGGAAUUUAUUUAGUAGAGACACUUCCAUCGGUUCCCGUCUCAGCCCGCAAAUAUCGUGUCUCGAAAGAUGCAUUUUUAGGUUAGGUUUAUCGCGUCGGAUCAUCCGAUUGUGUUAGCCCUUACAUACAUACUUCCACAUCAGUCCACAUCAUAAAAAAACAAACGAGAUGGCGGACAAGGCAAUGAUGAAGCAAAUCGCUGAACAAAAGCUGAAAGCGUUCUCCAUAGGCACGAUGGGAAAGCGGCCUCUCAGCAAAAAAGAACUCGAAGAACAACGAAAAAAGGAACAAGAACAGGCAGCCGCUCAGGCUUUCGAGGAGUUUGUGGCAACGUUUCAAGAAACCCCCAACAAAACAAGCAACAAAAUCUGGGUGAAGGCCGGAACUUACGACGCCGGAAAAAGACAGGAGGACACAAGAGAGAAGGGUAAACUUUACAAACCACAGUCAAAAAUCUCUGAGCUUGUGGACAACAGAUCGUCGGCUGAGCAAGCACAGGAAUAUGCGCGACUGCUUGGUAGCAAUGAAAGGAAACUUGACAGAUUGGGUAAAAAGAAGAAGGAGGGUGAAAAGAAGAAAAGCAACCUGGAACUCUUUAAGGAAGAACUCAAAAUGAUACAGGAAGAGCGGGAGGAGAGACACAAGUACAAGGGAGUAGUGAAAACAGUCAUUUCAGCCCAAACUGAAGACCCGAUGCUCGCCGCUCUCAAAUGCGUCGAAGGUGAUGGUUCCUUUGACAACGGAGAUCCAAACACGACAAACUUGUACCUUGGUAAUUUGAAUCCAAAGAUCACAGAACAGCAGCUAAUGGAAAUAUUUGGUAAAUAUGGGCCACUAGCCAGCAUAAAAAUCAUGUGGCCUCGCAGCGACGAAGAAAAAGCCAGACAAAGGAACUGCGGUUUCGUUGCAUUCAUGAGUCGCAAGGACGGCGAACGAGCCUUAAAAAAUUUGAACGGACGAGACAUAAUGCAAUAUGAAAUGAAACUGGGUUGGGGUAAAAGCGUGCCCAUCCCUCCGUACCCGAUAUACAUUCCGCCAGCCCUGAUGGAGAUAACGCAGCCUCCGCCUCCAUCCGGCCUUCCGUUCAAUGCGCAGCCGCAUCGUCGUGACAGACACAAGAUACCACGUAUUCGCAACAUCCAGAGCGCAGACCCUGAGGAGAAGGAAAACAUUGAAAAGAUUUUGCAGAAUGCGGUUGUCAAAGUGGUUAUCCCGACCGAAAGGAACUUAGUCAUGUUGAUACAUAGAAUGGUCGAGUUUGUCAUUCGUGAAGGGCCGAUGUUCGAAGCCAUGAUCAUGAAUAGGGAAUUGAAUAACCCGAUGUUCAGGUUUCUGUUCGAGAAUUAUUCUCCCGCACAUACUUAUUACCGAUGGAAAUUGUAUUCAAUAUUGCAAGGUGACGCGCAGAAGGAAUGGCAUGUAGACGACUUCAGGAUGUUCAAAGGUGGUAGCGUUUGGAGACCACCGCCAAUAAAUCCAUGGACUCAGGGUAUGCCGGAUGAAUUGAUCGAAAUGGAGGAGAGACAAGAGCCACGUAGAGGAAGUCUGUCAAAUAGCCAGAGAGACCGCCUAGAGGAUUUGUUGCGCAACAUAUUGCCAGAGAGAAUAAAGGUGGCGGAGACGAUGGUCUUCUGCAUCGAGCACGCCGAAGCAGCGGAUGAAAUAUGUGAUUGCAUAAUGGAGUCCCUGUCGAUACUUCAAACGCCAGUGAACAAAAAAAUUGCCAGACUGUAUUUGAUAUCGGAUAUACUUCACAACUGUGGUGUCAAAGUGACAAAUGCUACGAUAUAUAGGAAAGCAUUCGAAGCCAGGCUGCUCGAUAUUUUCAACGAGAUUCAUCUGGCCUACAAGCAGUUAGACAGCAGACUCAAAGCCGAAGGAUUCAAAGUUCGUGUAAUGAGGAUGUUUCGAGCGUGGGAAGAGUGGGCGGUUUACCCGCGAGACUUUUUGGUCAAGUUGCAAAAUGCCUUUUUGGGUUUAGUUAUGACUGACGAACCCGAGCAAGAAAAUGAUGAGGAUAUUGACGGAGCGCCAUUGUCAGACUUGGAAGGUGAUCCUGGCGAAGAUUUAGAUGGAGUUCCACUCGACGGAGCUGCACUUCUCAAAGGCGCCUUGAAGCACGGUCUCACGCCUCAGCCAGUUACAAACUACGAUGAUAUUGACGGAGUGCCAAUGGACGAGGACAUUGAUGGAAUACCAAUGGAGGACGAAGAUGCUAUCUCAGCGAAAGCCAGAGAUGAUGAAAACAAAGCAUCCAUGCCUGCAGGCUUUGUACCAUCUAGAUGGGAAACCGUGGAUCCAGAUCAGGUAGAAGCGCAAGCAAUGACGACAAGCAAAUGGGAAGAAUUAGAACAAAACGAUGAUUCUAAUUCUCAGGACGCUAGUAUGGACUCAAGUGGCCGUGAUUAUAACGAGGAAAGACGGAACAGGCUAAGAGAAAUUGAAGUGAAGACUAUGCAGUACCAGGAUGAACUGGAAAGUGGCAGAAGAUCUCUGAAACCUGGAAUGACGAUACAAGCGCAGGUCGAACACUACAGGAAAAAACUUAUUCGAAAAAGCGAACGAGAAAUGAAAGAUAUGAAAACGGAGGACAGGGAUGAAGAGCGUAGAAAAGAAAAGAGACGAAGUUCCACACCGGAGUCACCUAGCCAUCAGAGAGACAGAAGACGCGGCUCUCCCAGUCCCUCAUCGAAAUCUAGCAGCCGUUACAGAUCAAGGAGCAGGUCGCCUCGCGGAAAGCGUAGAUCUCGCUCGCCGCACAAGAAGAGGCUGCAAGCACCUGCACCAGCGACACCGUCGCCUCCGCGAAUCCGACGUUCGCCCUCCCCGUCAUUUUCCUCGUCAAGACUGUCCCGUCGAUCGCCAGGCAGCGAGCGUGGCGAUAGAAAAAAGAGAGUAAGAUCACCGAGCAUGUCGCCGCCGCCGCCCCCCAGAACAUCUUCCAAACACAGAGGAAGCAGUCCGCCAUCUCCGGUGCCGAGGAAGCACAGGCAUAAGCAUAAAUACUGACAAUAAACGAGCGGGCAUGUGUCGAUUGUUGAAUGUGAGCCUGUCAAAUGAUUUGUUUAUAAGAUGUAUAUCAAAACCAUCGAUACGUUUUUACCUACAUAAUUCAUUUCACAAUCUUCCAGAUUAAGUACAUGAUGAAAAUAUAAUUUUGUGAUAUGCUAUACCUCGUAGGGUGUAAUGUCGUUAAAUCAUCGUAUCAAUUGAAUAGAUAUGUGUUACAAUUCGCAUGUGUACUGAUUACAUUUCUACGAUUCUGUAUGCUAAUUUUUGUCUUUUUAUCUAAUAAUGUUACGAGAUAAAAAUGAAAAUACACACGCGUUUCAUGCUAUCCAAUCAUAAUUAU
Messenger RNA from Diprion similis, 3471 nucleotides. RefSeq names its product U2 snRNP-associated SURP motif-containing protein. The coding region runs from base 288 to 3128 and encodes 946 amino acids. Gene Ontology annotation, cellular component: nucleus. Gene Ontology annotation, molecular function: RNA binding. The record is from RefSeq and is a predicted model, not a curated record. The transcript is spliced from 19 exons. NCBI's taxonomy places the organism in Eukaryota, Metazoa, Arthropoda, Insecta, Hymenoptera, Diprionidae. Gene Ontology annotation, biological process: RNA processing.